CCUUGCCACCACUCCACUGCUUUUUAGCGGUUCUUCUUCCUGGUUUUCCUGCAGAUUUCGUGUUGGUGGACUAUCGUCAUUUUGGUCUCUAACCUUAAUUUGGGUUCAAAACCGGGUUUUUUUUAAUAAAAUAAAAAAACUGGGUAUUGCUUGGUUUCUGUUCCAAUUCUGAGUUUUUGUGUGUUACAUGGUGGCUCCCUGAUUGGUUCUGAUCUGUGAAUGAUUUUGUUGUGAGAGGAAGUUAGAGAGUGUGACUGCGUGUUAGAGAAAAGGGAAGAGAUGGGGGACAAGUCUGAAGUUUUGGACGCUGUUUUGAAGGAAGUUGUGGAUUUGGAAAACAUACCCAUUGAGGAAGUAUUAGAGAAUCUGAGAUGUAGCAGAGAGGGUCUCACCACGGAGGCUGCCGAGGAGAGGCUAACCAUUUUCGGGCACAACAAGCUUGAAGAGAAAAAGGAGAGCAAAUUCUUGAAAUUUUUGGGGUUCAUGUGGAAUCCUCUGUCUUGGGUUAUGGAAGCUGCUGCCAUCAUGGCGAUUGCGCUUGCGAAUGGAGGAGGGAAGCCCCCGGAUUGGCAAGAUUUUGUAGGCAUUAUUGUCCUGCUUUUCAUCAACUCAACAAUUAGUUUCAUCGAGGAAAAUAAUGCUGGUAAUGCUGCGGCCGCUCUCAUGGCUCGUCUCGCUCCAAAAGCAAAGGCUCUUCGAGAUGGAAGAUGGAGUGAGUAUGAUGCUGCGGUCUUAGUUCCUGGUGAUAUUAUCAGUGUUAAACUGGGAGAUAUUAUUCCGGCUGAUGCUCGACUUCUUGAAGGAGAUCCAUUAAAAAUCGACCAGUCUGCACUUACUGGCGAGUCCCUUCCAGUCACGAAAGGUCCUGGAGAUGGUGUCUACUCUGGUUCGACUUGUAAACAGGGAGAAAUUGAAGCAGUGGUCAUUGCUACUGGGGUCCAUACAUUCUUUGGGAAGGCUGCUCACCUUGUUGAUACCACCAACCAAGUGGGCCACUUCCAACAGGUCUUGACUGCAAUUGGGAAUUUCUGUAUUUGUUCAAUUGCUGUGGGGAUGGUUAUAGAACUUAUUGUUAUGUUUCCCAUCCAAGAUCGGAAGUAUCGUCCCGGAAUUGACAAUCUUCUUGUUCUUCUCAUUGGAGGAAUUCCAAUUGCCAUGCCUACAGUUCUCUCUGUGACAAUGGCGAUUGGUUCUCAUAGGUUAUCUCAGCAGGGAGCUAUCACAAAAAGGAUGACAGCAAUUGAAGAGAUGGCCGGCAUGGAUGUCCUUUGCAGUGACAAGACUGGAACUCUGACGUUGAACAAGCUUACAGUUGACAAGGCUCUUAUUGAGGUUUUUGCGAAAGGAGUUGAUGCAGAUACUGUUGUUCUGAUGGCAGCUCGAGCCUCUAGAACAGAGAAUCAAGAUGCAAUUGAUACUGCUAUAGUUGGGAUGUUGGCUGAUCCAAAGGAGGCACGUGCUGGCAUUCAAGAAAUACACUUUCUCCCUUUUAAUCCUACUGAUAAGCGGACAGCAUUGACUUAUAUUGACCGUGAUGGUAAAAUGCACCGAGUCAGCAAAGGUGCACCGGAACAGAUUCUGAACCUCGCCCAUAAUAAGUCAGACAUUGAGCGCAGAGUUCACGCCGUGAUUGAUAAGUUUGCAGAGCGAGGUUUACGAUCUCUUGCCGUAGCAUACCAGGAAGUUCCGGAAGGAAGGAAGGAGAGUGCUGGAGGACCAUGGCAGUUCAUUGGUCUAAUGCCUCUCUUUGACCCACCUAGGCAUGACAGUGCAGAGACAAUAAGGAGGGCUUUAAAUCUUGGAGUGAAUGUGAAAAUGAUUACAGGUGAUCAACUUGCAAUAGGAAAGGAAACUGGACGUCGGUUGGGAAUGGGUACUAACAUGUAUCCUUCAUCAGCUUUGCUAGGACAGGACAAGGAUGAGUCUAUUGCAGCUUUACCAAUAGAUGAGCUGAUAGAGAAAGCUGAUGGCUUUGCUGGUGUUUUCCCUGAGCACAAAUAUGAAAUUGUAAAGCGUUUGCAAGCGAGGAAGCAUAUAUGCGGCAUGACUGGUGAUGGAGUGAAUGAUGCUCCUGCCCUAAAAAAAGCUGACAUUGGGAUAGCUGUUGCUGAUGCAACAGAUGCAGCUCGUAGUGCUUCAGACAUUGUCCUCACAGAACCUGGUCUUAGUGUUAUCAUAAGUGCUGUUUUGACUAGUCGGGCAAUCUUCCAGAGGAUGAAAAAUUACACAAUUUAUGCGGUUUCCAUUACCAUUCGUAUUGUGCUUGGCUUCAUGCUGCUGGCGCUCAUAUGGAAGUUUGACUUUCCACCUUUUAUGGUGCUUAUCAUUGCGAUCCUUAAUGAUGGUACUAUUAUGACCAUAUCAAAAGAUAGGGUGAAACCGUCUCCUUUACCGGAUAGUUGGAAGCUAGCUGAGAUUUUUACCACUGGCAUUGUUCUUGGUAGUUACUUGGCAAUGAUGACGGUUAUAUUUUUCUGGGCUGCAUACAAGACAGAUUUUUUCCCGCGCACAUUUGGGGUGUCAACUCUUGAAAAAACCGCUCAUGAUGACAUCCGGAAACUUGCUUCAGCAAUAUAUCUGCAAGUGAGCAUCAUUAGUCAGGCCCUCAUAUUUGUGACACGAUCUAGAAGUUGGUCAUUUGUUGAGCGUCCUGGGAUGUUGCUUGUAGUGGCUUUUGUUAUUGCUCAGCUGAUUGCUACCUUGAUUGCGGUCUAUGCAAAUUGGAGCUUUGCUGCAAUUGAAGGGAUUGGAUGGGGUUGGGCUGGCGUGAUCUGGCUGUAUAACAUAAUCUUCUAUUUCCCUCUUGAUCCCAUAAAGUUCUUUAUACGCUAUGCUCUAAGUGGGAGGGCUUGGGAUCUUGUCAUUGAGCAGAGGAUUGCUUUCACAAGACAAAAGGACUUUGGGAAGGAACAGCGGGAACUCCAAUGGGCACAUGCACAGAGAACAUUGCAUGGGUUGCAGCCACCCGACACCAAGAUGUUUACUGAACGAACACAUUUCACAGAACUCAAUCAAAUGGCUGAAGAAGCCAAAAGAAGAGCUGAAAUUGCAAGAUUGAGAGAACUCCAUACACUGAAAGGUCACGUGGAAUCAGUGGUGAGACUGAAGGGUCUAGAUAUAGACACAAUUCAGCAAGCAUACACAGUCUGAGGAAAGUUCAUAUAUUAAUCCUUACUAAACGCUGCUGUGAAAGCUGCUUCUUCUAGCGCUGAGAGUAAAGAGAAUGUAAUCAACAUAAUGUCCCUCUGAGUUCAACCCCAAAACAACCUUUUAAAUAUGACACUGUAAUGUCCAUUUGCAGCGGUUACAGAUAGAUGCUGAGGCGUCAGCUCUUAUCUAUUUUCUUCCCCUUUGUGUUUUUGGACCUCUCUUCUCAAGUAGAUAACAGUGAAGUGCUUAUUAUAUAUAUUAAUGGCAUAUCAUGUCCAUAUUGGUGAGGUUUA
Carya illinoinensis is the source of this 3443-nucleotide messenger RNA. Its product is annotated as ATPase 11, plasma membrane-type. Gene Ontology annotation, molecular function: ATP binding; P-type proton-exporting transporter activity; ATP hydrolysis activity. The transcript is spliced from 21 exons. The coding region runs from base 280 to 3150 and encodes 956 amino acids. The record is from RefSeq and is a predicted model, not a curated record. Gene Ontology annotation, biological process: proton export across plasma membrane; regulation of intracellular pH. Gene Ontology annotation, cellular component: plasma membrane. NCBI's taxonomy places the organism in Eukaryota, Viridiplantae, Streptophyta, Magnoliopsida, Fagales, Juglandaceae.